Moneuplotes crassus is the source of this 526-nucleotide messenger RNA. The record is from the annotation of a GenBank genome assembly. NCBI's taxonomy places the organism in Eukaryota, Ciliophora, Spirotrichea, Euplotida, Euplotidae.
UUUUGAACUUUGCUCAAUGUGGAUUGAACCAUUCUCGAUAAUGGACUCAUAUAUAAUAAAAGCCCUCAUAUAGUGAAGAAAUAAAGCCAAGAAGUUGCAAAUGUUGCACCUCAUCCAAAAAGGAAAGACCCAACACUAAAUAUUACAAACCCAAUAAUUCUUCCUCAUCCUAUUUCAAUAUCUUUGAGAUUACUUUGUACUAUAGAAGGAAUGCUUUCAAUGAUCUGUCCAUCGAACCAAGUACUGUCUUGUCUCAGAAUAGCUUUAAUGUAUCUCCAUCUAGAGAAUUAUACUGUUUAGAAUUACUUAAGUUCAUAGGUUAUCUUCUUACCAAUCAAGGUGAAACAGGUGUAAUGGAUAAAGUUGACAAUAAAGGAUGCCCCGGCAGUCCCAGCAAAAAUCCAUGCAUAAUAAAGAACAAAGAAUUUUAAUAACUUUAAAGAAUUUUCCAAACUUAGUCAAGCACAUUGCCGGAAGUAAUAUAUUAAAACAUGGUGGUUACCUAAACUAUUUGAUUGACAAUUAG